This is a messenger RNA of Acanthoscelides obtectus, 207 nucleotides long. The record is from the annotation of a GenBank genome assembly. Lineage: Eukaryota; Metazoa; Arthropoda; Insecta; Coleoptera; Chrysomelidae.
AUGGGUGGAGGGGGGCCAUUCUUGUGGGCGGAUCCAAACGGCGAUUGGCUGUUGGCACCGCCUGGAGUGGGUGGGCCUGCUCCUCCUCCACCUGACAUGUUGUUGUUCAUGUCACCGUUGCUGGGAGGCAGUGGGGGCGGUCGACCGCCGCCUGGGGCGGUGCCUGGGGUUACGCCGUUCAGGAGGUGGCCGGGGAGUGACACCUAA